AUGACUCUGAAGCAGCGCUCAAGUUCGCUUCUCAAACGGUUGGAAGUGGAACAUGAACCUGAUCUAACAAAUACCCAAUUAUUUCUGAGCAACGAGGAUCUGCAACCAGUCCCACCCGAACGUCGUACAUGGAAAGCCUGGAACUUUUAUGCUUUCUGGAUUGCGGAUUCAUUUAAUAUUAAUACAUGGAUGAUUGUGAGCUCAAUGAUCACUGACGGGCUGUCGUGGUGGCAGGCCUGGGUUUGUGUCUGGCUGGGCUAUGGAAUUGUUGCCCCUUUCAUUGUUCUCAAUGCUCGUCCCGGGGCCAUUCAGCACAUUACAUUUCCUGUCGUAGCACGUACCAGUUUUGGGCUCUGGGGGAGCUUAUGGUGCACAUUCAACCGUGGAGCCAUGGCAUGCAUAUGGUAUGGCGUCCAAGCAAGUAUAGGAGGUAGCUGUGUGCUCGUUAUGCUGCGUUCGAUGUGGCCCAGCGUUCAGAAUAUUCCGAACUCUAUGCCUGAAUCUUCUGGCACAAACACUCGGGAUUUCAUGUGCUUCUUCCUCUUCUGGCUUAUCUCAUUGCCAGCUAUUUGGUUCCCGAUCCACAAGAUCCGGCAUUUGUUCACCGCAAAAGCCAUCGUAGUACCCAUUGCAGGUAUCGCGUUCUUUGUUUGGUCUAUCGUUAAAGCAAAAGGUGUUGGUCCAAUCAUCCAUCGCCCGGCCAAGCUACAUGGUUCCGAGCUGGGAUGGGUUAUGGUCAAAUCCCUCAUGAGUUGCAUCAGCAACAUGGCCACGCUAGUUGUUAAUGCACCGGACUUUGCUUCCCGAGCUCACCGACCUUCCAACGCUGUGAUGCCGCAGCUUAUCUCUGUUCCUCUUGGAUUCUCCCUCGUCUCGUUCCUCGGCAUCAUCGUGUCAUCAUCGAGCGAGGUGAUCUAUGGCGAACCUGUUUGGUCCCCGGUCGACCUCCUUGGAAAACUCCUGGACGGAAAUCCCAGUCAUGCGACACGAUUUGGAGUUUGGUUCAUUUCAGCCUCGUUUAUUCUAGCCCAGCUUGGAACGAACAUAUCUGCGAACUCAGUCAGCGCCGGGUGUGAUCUGACAGCACUUUUUCCUCGGUUCAUCAAUAUCCGUCGUGGUGGGUACAUCGCGGCGAUCGUCGGACUUGCUAUGUGCCCGUGGCAGCUGCUAAAGGACAGCAAUAGCUUCACCAGUUAUCUGUCAGCCUACUCAGUUUUCCUGAGUUCCAUUGCUGGGGUUAUGAUUACUGAAUAUUGGCUUAUCCGCCGCGGACACUACCGCAUCGCCGAUCUCUACCAUACCGAGCGCACUGGAUGGUACUGGUAUACGUUAGGGAUCAAUCCAAAAGCUUAUGUUGCAUACAUUUCAGGAAUCUUGAUCAACGUUGUUGGGUUUGCGGGGGCCACUGGUCAGACCGUUCCUCUUGCUGCAACGCGCAUCUAUCAAAUGGCAUUCUUCACCGGAUUUGGAGUCUCUUCGAUCAUUUACUAUGUACUAAACCGUAUCUGGCCGUCACCUGGGAGCUGGCAGACUUUUGAAGAAGUCGAUGAAUCUGGGUGGCACCCAGUCGAGGAACAUCGCCGCGAUUCCGAAGAAGAGGACAGUUAUAGCGUAAAAAAGCAGGGAGAUGAUGCCUUUGUAAGAGAAGUGCCUGUAGCAUAG
This is a messenger RNA of Rhizoctonia solani, 1662 nucleotides long. Its product is annotated as Permease for cytosine/purines, uracil, thiamine, allantoin. Bases 1 to 1662 code for a protein of 553 amino acids. The record is from RefSeq and is a predicted model, not a curated record. Gene Ontology annotation, molecular function: nucleobase transmembrane transporter activity. The transcript has 15 exons. Gene Ontology annotation, biological process: transmembrane transport; nucleobase transport. Gene Ontology annotation, cellular component: plasma membrane. NCBI's taxonomy places the organism in Eukaryota, Fungi, Basidiomycota, Agaricomycetes, Cantharellales, Ceratobasidiaceae.